ACAAACAUGCAUAUCCACAACACAACAUUAAUCAGUGACACCAUUAAAAUGCUACAGCCAAGAAUUCAUUAUGCAGAUGUAGCGCCGACUGUGCACGUCUUUCCCCCUACGCCACAGCCUGUGUGUGCCGGACAACGACGAGGGUGACGUCUGAGUGGGUUGCGUCAAUGCACGGCUCUGGCUGCUGAGUCAAGUUGGUAAAUAAGGUUUGACCUCUCCGUGGGGAGAGAGAGAGCGAGCGAGAGAGCGAGCGAGAUAACCUGGAUUAAACGCUGUUAGCGGCUGCAGCAGCAGCAGCAGCAGCAGCAGGAGCAAGAGAAGAAGAAUAAGAAUAAGGAGACACACAAACAACCUUCAACUACUGAUGCUAGCAACGCAAAGGAGAACGCGCCGUGAAAUCUGCUGUAAUAGUCUCGCUAAAUAAAGUUGGAUAGGUUUUGACUCGCCCGCCACAGUUGACCUCGUCCUCCUGAGUUGGAGAAACAAGCGGCAGAGACCCUGCGCGACAGCUGCUGUCCACCAUGGCAGGUGAUAUGAAGUUACUGAUGCGAGGCUUGGCUAAGCUGAGCCAGGCGGUUGUAGAGACUCAGAGCAGUGCCCUGCGCAGUGGGACAGGAGUCCCAGGAGUUGGUGCUGCUGUCCAAAAUGUCCAGUUGGCUGCAGAGCAAGGCCUCUCUGCGGCCAUGAUGAAGAUACAGGAGCUGUCUGGCCAGCAGCAAACCUCUACUUCAGAGUCAGAAUUAGACUUUCCUCAGGAUGACAGUGCGUUCGCAGCUUCAGAGCUCAGGGAGGAAGGUGGGGACUUUAUAGUGGAUCAGUCAGGAAGUAGUGGUGACGCAGCAGCCCAUCACAGCGCAGCAGUAGGGGCGAACCAUGUCAGUGGGAAACAGUCUCUGUUUGAGGGAUACAAAGAUCCCAGCACACAGUUCAGUGGACACACCAGAUCUUACUACCAAGAUGCCAGACAUUUCAUUGGACACCAUCGUCUCUACAAUCACAGUCUAAACAGGCAUGUGGAGGGACAGCUAUAUUGUCAGCAUCAGGUCACGCAGAUGAGGAGCUACCAUCAGGACCCAUCCACAGUUGGUGGUCUGACGGCUGAAGACAUCGAGAAAGCAAGACAGAGCAAAAGGGCUGAGAUCAAACCACACAAACAGAUGUUGAGUGAGAGAGCCAGAGAGAGGAAAGUGCCUGUGACUCGGCUUGGCAGACUGGCCAACUUUGGAGGUCUAGCUGUAGGGUUGGGUAUUGGAGCUCUGGCAGAAGUUGCCAAGAAGACCAUCAGACUCAGUGGUGAAUCAGGUGAAAAUAAGAAAGCAGUCCUGGACUCCAGCCCCUUCCUGUCCGAGGCUAACGCUGAACGUAUCGUCAGAACCCUCUGUAAAGUCAGAGGAGCUGCAUUAAAACUGGGACAGAUGCUCAGCAUUCAAGAUGAUGCGUUCAUCAACCCUCAGCUUGCCAAGAUCUUUGAGCGUGUAAGACAAAGUGCGGACUUCAUGCCAAUCAAACAAAUGACGAAAGCAUUGAACAGUGACUUGGGUCCUAACUGGAGAGACAAGUUGGAAUCGUUUGAGGAGCGUCCGUUUGCAGCAGCGUCCAUUGGCCAGGUUCACUUAGCGAGGAUGAAGGAUGGCAGAGAAGUGGCCAUGAAAAUACAGUACCCCGGUGUGGCUCAGAGUAUCAACAGUGACGUCAACAACCUGAUGACGGUGCUGAAUAUGAGCAAUGCCCUUCCUGAAGGUCUGUUUCCAGAGCAUCUGAUAGAUGUAAUGAGAAGAGAGCUAGCACUGGAGUGCGACUAUAUUAGAGAAGCCCAGUGUGCAAAGAAAUUCAGGGAGCUACUGAAGGACCAUCCAUUCUUCUAUGUACCUGAGGUGAUAGAGGAGCUGAGCAGCAGCCAUGUCCUGACCACAGAGCUUGUCCCGGGGUUUCCCCUGGACCAGGCUGAGAGCCUCACACAGGACCUUAAGAACGAGAUCUGCGAGAACAUCUUGAAUUUGUGCCUCAGAGAGCUGUUUGAGUUCAGAUUCAUGCAGACAGACCCAAACUGGUCCAACUUCUUCUAUGACCCACAGACGCACAGGGUGGCGCUCUUAGACUUUGGAGCCACGAGAGGAUUUGAUCAGAGUUUCACAGAUGUCUACAUAGAGAUAAUCCGUUCAGCUUCCGAGGGGGACAGUGAGGGAGUUCUGAGGCAAUCUAUCGAGAUGAAGUUCCUAACUGGGUAUGAGUCCAAGGCAAUGGUGAAGGCCCACGUGGACGCGGUGAUGAUACUUGGUGAGGCCUUCGCCUCCACGGACACCUUCGACUUCGGUUCUCAGUCCACCACAGAGAGAAUCCACAACCUCAUCCCUGUGAUGCUCAAACACCGUCUCGCCCCGCCUCCAGAGGAAACAUACUCAUUGCACCGCAAGAUGGGCGGCUCGUUCCUCAUCUGCUCCCGGCUGAAUGCAAAGCUGCAGUGUAAGGAGAUGUUCCAAGCAGCGUAUCAGAAGUACUGGGAAGGCCGCACACCGCCCUCUCACUCAGCCUAAGCCAGUCUCAAGUGUUAGGUGUUUUGAUGGACAGGUCCUGGGGCCAGCGGCAAAGUGCCGCUCGGUGGUGAGGUCGGGGUGAGAAGAUGCAGAUCUGCAGCGCGGAGGCCAUGCUACCCCCCCCCCCCUUAAAAGGUCACUGAGCACCAGCUUAUCUUUCCCAUUUCGGGCAGUCCACUACAAUGAGGUUUUGAAAGGCACUUAUACAUAUUUACAGCCACCAUUUCUGAAAGGGAAAGGGAGCAGCAACAUGGCAUCUGGAGUGCUAUACGGCCACUUUCUUACUUAUAUAUGGCCCUGAGAGGACAGGCUGAAAAGACUUGGGAGGUGGAUGGAAGAAGAGAGAGAAACGGUCUUGUUUAGGUGUAAAAU
Xiphias gladius (swordfish) is the source of this 2906-nucleotide messenger RNA. RefSeq names its product coenzyme Q8A, genome duplicate a (gene coq8aa). The coding region runs from base 522 to 2534 and encodes 670 amino acids. Gene Ontology annotation, cellular component: extrinsic component of mitochondrial inner membrane. The transcript has 17 exons. Gene Ontology annotation, molecular function: kinase activity. Gene Ontology annotation, biological process: ubiquinone biosynthetic process. The record is from RefSeq and is a predicted model, not a curated record. NCBI's taxonomy places the organism in Eukaryota, Metazoa, Chordata, Actinopteri, Istiophoriformes, Xiphiidae.